AUGCUUUAACUAAAAUUAUAAUAUAAAAAAUGUUAUUUUUUAAUAGAAACAACUGAAACAAAUGUUGAAAUAGAAUCAUCAGAAGAUGAAGCAGAUAUAUAUUUAAAAGAAAGGAAAAAAUAAAUGCGUUAAACAAACUAAGGCAAGAGAACAUAGAGUGGAAAGGGACAAGAAAAUGGGAGAUAAAAAAUAAAGGAAAAAAUUAUAAAAACUUAAGAGGAGUGGAGGAUUCUUUGCUUUGGAUUAAAUAUAUUCACCUUAAGAUUGAAAGAAAGAUUAUUUGAGAAUCUUAAAAAAAUAAAAAUGAAAGAUUUUCAGUUAAAUUAGCAAUGAUGCAUCUUAUAUCUAGAUUGAUUCAUAGACAUAAAUUACUUUUAAUACUUUUUUGUACUUAUAUUUAAAAGAAUUUAUAUUCAAAUAGUUAAGGAUAUAGCAAAAUUAUUUUCUUAUUUAGCAGAAUCUAUAAAUGAUUAAAUUUCAAAAGAAGAUUUAUAACCAACAAUUAGACAUUAAAUUAAUUAAUUUAUUAAUGAUAGAUGUUAAGAAUUAACAUUAACAAUGUGUUUAAGAGUAAUAUAUGAAAUAUAAUAUAAACAUCCAAAGAUUUUAGAUAAAGAUAAUAUAACAUAUUUAAUUUCAUUAUAAAAAAUAUAAAAAUAGAAAUGUAAGUUAAGCAGAAAGAAAGAAACUGAAAUUGAAUAAAAAAUUGAAAAUAUUGAAGAAGAUGAAGAUGAUUAAGAUCAAUAUGAAGAUUAUAUAGAUGAAGAUGAUAUUUCAGAAAUAAGUAAUGAUAGUGUAAAAUCAUAAGAUAAUUAAGAUGAAGAAUGGGAAGAUGAUGAUGAUAUAGAAGAUUAGGAUAUUGAUAAUAUUAAACCUGAUAGUAAAAUCACAAAACAAUUAAAUAAAAAGAGAAGAUAAUCAUUAUCAGAUUUUGAUGAAGAUUCUGUUUAAGAAUAUUAUUAAGAAGAAAGUUAGAUAUCAGAAGAAAAUCCACAUCGUUAUCGUUAUGUAAGAGAGGAAGAUAUUAUGAGAUAUAGAAAAACUAAAUCAGAAUACAAUCAUCAAAAAUUAGAAGAAUUAAAGAAUGAAACUAAAGAAAAAUGGUAUUUCUAUUUUCUAAAUCUAGCUAUCAAGGUCCAAAUAAAAAAAAAUCAGAAUUAGCAUCUACUUCAAAUAAUGAAUAAUUAAAAAAUAAACCAUUAUAAAUGAUGAGAGCUAAAAAAGUAUAAUAAAAAAAUAAAGAAUCAAGAAAAAAAAGCAAAAUUAAAGACUUAAAAAAUAAAAUAAGAUCAUGUUAGAAGUAGAAAAUAACCUUAAAGAAUUAAGAAGUAACAAAUUAAAUGAUUUUAUGUGUAUUAUAUAUUUAUAUACAAAAUCUCAUUAAAUCAAUUCAUUAUUAUAAAUAAUCUAAAAAAAAGACAGAUAUUUAGAAUUCAAAUCGGAAAAUAAUAAAAUGA
This is a messenger RNA of Paramecium sonneborni, 1457 nucleotides long. NCBI's taxonomy places the organism in Eukaryota, Ciliophora, Oligohymenophorea, Peniculida, Parameciidae. The record is from the annotation of a GenBank genome assembly.